UUAUUAAGGUUUAUUGUGUAUUUUAGAUCUGAGUAAAAUGUCUGAUGAAGAAGAGGAACAUUUUUGCUUUUUUGGUACACCAUUAGAGCAAUAUGAUGAAGAUUCAUUUCCAAAGAAGAAACCAAUUAGUGUUGAAGAUCAGAUCGCAACUGAUGCUCAAGGUAGACGUAGAUUCCAUGGAGCCUUUACUGGAGGAUUCUCAGCUGGUUUUUUUAAUACCGUUGGAUCUUUAGAAGGGUGGACACCCAGUGAGUUUAAAAGUACCAGACAGGAUAAAGGCCGAAAUGUUGUUCAAAAACCAGAGGAUUUUAUGGACCAGGAAGAUUUAGAGGAACAUGGCAUUGCUCCACAAACGAUAAGAGCCACUACUGAUUAUUCUACCUCAAAGAAACGAAAGAAAAAAGUAUUUUCAGAAGGUCCAAUCCCUGGUACUCCAGUACUUGAAACAUUGUUAACCAGUGGAAAUGAAACUAUAGGAUACUUACUUUUAAGGAAAAUCGGAAUCAAGGAUAAAAUUAAAGAGCAAGUAGAACUCUACUCUGAUACAAAGGUUUAUGGUUGCCAAAUUCCUGGUACAUUCAAAAUUCCAAAAAAGAUAGAAAACAAUCAGUACAAGAUUCCAGAAAUCUACCUUGAAAAUCUAGCUAAUCCAAAAUCAAAUACUUUUGGUAUAGGUUACCAAGGAUUGGAUAGAAGCCAUGUGAAUCUUUUUUCACAUUCAAAUCUUGUUGUCACUGAUAAGAAUAACAAAAAAGUAUCAAUAUCAGGCCAAGGUUUUGGGGUAGGUGCUUUUGAAGAAGAUGAUGAUGAUAUUUACUCAAAGGAAGAUAUGAGCAACUAUGAUUUUGAGCUUGUAUCAGAAAAGCAGAAACCAAAAGUUAACAAAGAUGGCUUGUUGCAGUUUGGUAUGUUUAAACCAUCCAAAGCACCAUUAGUUAGUAAAAAAGCUUAUCCUCCACCAACAAUUCCUCAUAGUUUUACAGGAAAACAUAAAAUUAAGAAAUCUAGAUUUGAGCCAGUAGAAGUAAAGGUAGAAGAAGACCAAGACAUAGAUAGAGGAAGUAUAAAUCCUGCAGUAAGAGCUAGGUAUUUGGGUGAAGACCCUGUUGUACCAACACCAUCUCAGCCUAUUUUAGACCAAAAACCACAACAAGAGAGACUUGCUCCUAGAACUUUUGAUGUAUCUUCUCUUAUGACUGAUAGAUUUGUUUCAGCCUCACAGACUGAGAGUACAAACAGUUUAGAACCAGUAGUAAAAACAGAGACUGAGCAUGGUACUAGUGAUAUGAGAGCAGCAGCUAAAAUGAAUAUGUUUGGACCUUUAACUAGAAUUACCUCUGAUUGGCGACCACAUGCUAUUUUAUACAAGAGGUUUAAUGUAGCAGAACCCUUGAUAGAUCUUCCUGAACAGAAACAGAGAAAAAGAACCAAGAAUUUAAUUUUUGAGAAUCAGAAACACACAGAAGAUCAAGAACUUCUUUUUUUACCUGGAUGUUCAACAAACAUUGAUGAACCUGAAAAUCGGGAUGAUAGUUCUAAAGCCGAGGCCCAGGAAAAUGCUGUUAAAACUGAAACUCUAUCGCCAGUUGAAGAAAAAGAAUUAGUUAUAGAAGAGAACCAAGAAGUAAAAAUUGAACAAGAUAUGACAGAGAAAAUUGGUAUUGAAGACAAGGUAGAUCUGUUCAAAGCUGUGUUUUUAAGCAGCAGUGAAUCUGAAGAGGAAGAAGAAGAAAAAGAGGACGAAAAAAAGACAGAAGCAUAUAAAGAAACUAUUUUGUCUGAUCUGGUUCCAAAAAUAAAACCAUUAAAACAGGGAAUAUUGUCCAAUAUAAACUUCCAGCCAAUAAAUCAAAUAAAAGAAGAGAAUCAAGACAAAACAGAAAACAGUUCAGAAGCAAAAACCAUUUUAUUCGUACCAAGAAAAGAUAGAAAUACAAAUAAAAAAGAAACACAACUUUUUGGUCAUGCAUUAUCUGCCGCAACUGCCACAGAAGUCACAAAAUAUGGUUCAAAUGUAAUUGAGAUUCCAACAACAGCUAGAAUUAACAAUAAUGACAGCUUAUCCUAUGGCCCUCAAUUACCAACACCCAAAGAUGGUGACUCUAUGAAGACAAGUUUUAAAUCAGCUGUUGUGGAUGUGGAAAGUGAUAAAGAUGAAUGGAUAGAGAAGGAUGAAAGUGACAAAAAGAGCAGGCAUAAAAAAAAGAGCAAGAAAAAGAAAAAGCAUAAACAUUCAAAAAAAGAAAAACAUUAGAUUA
Molecule: messenger RNA, 2258 nt
Organism: Diabrotica balteata
Lineage: Eukaryota; Metazoa; Arthropoda; Insecta; Coleoptera; Chrysomelidae
Source: the annotation of a GenBank genome assembly